GCGAGCCAGUUUCAGGACAGUGCCUGGGACUGAUCCGAGGUGCUUAUGUCUUCGGACACGGGGAGGGGAAGGGGCGGUUCCGUCCUGAUUCAGGCUACAUAAGCAGCCCCACCACCCGGGAUCCAGCCCCUCCACUCCAGCCGUGAUGAGGAUCCAGUUUGCUCCUCUCCGUAUCCCCCUGGAACGCAGGCUGCAGACUCUGGGGGUCUUCCAAUGGAUAUUCUCGUUCCUGGGUCUGGCCCAGUGCUGCCUCGUCGCCUUUGUUCUGCUCCUGUUCACCGACUACUGGCUCGCUGCCGUGCUCUACGCUGGCUGGCUCUACCUGGACCGAGAGACGCCAUCUAGCGGCGGGCGGAGGUCAGCGUGGGUCCGAAACUGGGUCAUCUGGAGAUGCUUCAGCGAAUACUUCCCCAUUACGCUGGUGAAGACGGCAGAACUGGACCCAAAAUACAACUACCUGUUCGGCUUCCAUCCCCACGGCAUCCUGGUGGCCGGAGCGUUCGGGAACUUCUGCACCGAGGCAACCGGUUUUUCCCGGCUAUUCCCGGGGCUCACCUCCUACCUGCUGAUGCUGCCCUUCUGGUUCAGGGUGCCUUUCUACAGGGAGUACAUCAUGUGUGGAGGUCUGGUCUCCUCAGACAAGCAGAGCGCCAAUCACAUCCUGAGCCAGCCGGGUGGGGGUCAAGUGGCAGUAUUGGCAGUGGGUGGCCCCCCAGAGUCACUGGAUGCACGGCCGGGGGCACUCACCCUCAGCCUCCUUGCCAGGAAGGGCUUCAUCAAGAUGGCACUGAAGACUGGGGCUCAGCUGGUGCCAGUGUUUUCCUUUGGUGAGAAUGAGCUGUUUAACCAAGUGGAGAACCCCCCGGGAUCCGCACUGCGGGUAGUCCAGGAGAGGCUGCAGAAGAUGAUGGGGCUGGCAAUGCCACUGUUCCAUGCCCGCGGCAUAUUCCAGUACAGCUUCGGUCUGAUCCCUUUCAGAAAACCUAUCUACACUGUCGUGGGCAAACCCAUUCCAGUGGAGCAGAACCUCAGCCCCUCCCACAGCGACAUCGAGAGACUCCACAAGCUGUACCUGGAUCACCUCACCCGCCUGUUCGAGGAACACAAGACCCAGUAUGGCAUCGCAGAGGACAGCCACUUGGUGUUUAUAUAGCAGAGGCUACACCUUCCCGGGAUGUCAAGUCCAACCGGUAGACCCCAGAACCAAGCCUCAGUCCUUCCGCCUCACCUUGAUUGUAAUAAAUCAGACCACUGUCAUUAUCUCAAA
This is a messenger RNA of Hypanus sabinus (Atlantic stingray), 1267 nucleotides long. RefSeq names its product monoacylglycerol O-acyltransferase 3a (gene mogat3a). Lineage: Eukaryota; Metazoa; Chordata; Chondrichthyes; Myliobatiformes; Dasyatidae. The coding region runs from base 146 to 1153 and encodes 335 amino acids. The transcript is spliced from 6 exons. Gene Ontology annotation, molecular function: diacylglycerol O-acyltransferase activity. The record is from RefSeq and is a predicted model, not a curated record. Gene Ontology annotation, cellular component: endoplasmic reticulum membrane. Gene Ontology annotation, biological process: triglyceride biosynthetic process.